AUGCAAAAUCAAAGGAUUAUUGAUUCCAGAUUUAUCUUCGUCACUUGUGGUGAUUGGGAUCUUCAAUUGCAGCUACCACGAGAAGCUGCUCAUAAAAACAUCAUCACUCCAAGCUACUUCGCUGAGUGGAUAAACGAUCGUGUUUUUGGCGACAUUUCGCAGACGCUUGAUGAAUCUGACCCGAUCCUGGUGAAAGCGGACGGGUACCCGACCUAUCACUUUGCGAAUAUCAUUGAUGAUCGGUUGAUGAAAAUCUCGCACGUGAUUCGCGGCAUGGAAUGGUUAUCUAGUACUGGCAAACACGUGCUUUUGUACAAAACAUUCGGAUGGGAGCCACCCGUCUUUAUGCAUUUGCCUCUGUUGACAAGAGAUGGAAAACAAAAGCUCUCGAAGAGACAUGCCGACGCCUUCGUCGAUUACUAUCAUAAAGAGAAGGGCUUUCUGCCCGUGGCUGUGCUGAAUCUACUGAUUCGCAAUGGCAGCGGAAUCAAAAAUUUCGACUCCAACCAUCUAUAUACCUUGGAAGAAAUGGUGACAUCAUUUGAUGCUUCGCUGAUUGGGAAACGUAAUUUACAGGUAGAUCCCAGCAGCCUUGAGCACUACGGCCGUCUCGCGUUCCAGAAUUCUCCAAUUAGUCAGUUGAUCCCAUUGAUCCGUGAUCGCGUCGCAAAUGACUUGCCUGGCUUCGUCGAUCUAUGUGCUGCACCGGGAGGAUGGAUGCAGGUGGCGAAACAGAACAUGCCUGUCUCCAGCAUUUGCAUCGGCGUGGAUCUUGUGCCGAUUAAACCAAUCCACGGAUGCAUCGCUUUGCAAGGAGACAUCACCGAGGAAUCGACUCGACAGGCCAUCCGCAAAGAGCUGAAGGGUUUUCAGGUGCAUGUUUGGAAACCGGCUGCUUCGCGUUUGGAAUCUGCCGAAAUCUUUGUUGUCUGCGAGAAGUACUCGAAGCCCGACAAAGUAGAUCCCGAUUUGCUGAAUGUGAAGAAGGUGUUCCUCGAACCGAACUUGGACCCCGCCAAGCCCAACAGCCAAGCUCUCCUUUUGAACAAGAAGACGAAAAAGGCGCGUGCCGAGGGCUAUGCUGAAAGCGAUGGACUGACCCUGCAUAAGACUAUUGAUGCCACUACGUUCGUUCACUCCUCUUCCGCCCUGGAUCUGCUUGCUCAAACGAGCAGCAUCAAGCUCGACCAACCGAAGUGGAGCGAAGCACCGGAAACGACGGACGAGGAAUUGGCCAACAUCGAAGCUGAGAUCGCGCGCGCCAGUGCCGAGGAGAAAUCCGAAUUGAAGAAGAAAAAGAAGAAAAUGCUUCGCGAAAAGGCUAAG
Messenger RNA from Mesorhabditis spiculigera, 1326 nucleotides. The record is from the annotation of a GenBank genome assembly. Lineage: Eukaryota; Metazoa; Nematoda; Chromadorea; Rhabditida; Rhabditidae.